UCCAGCAGCUCCUUCCACCACACACAGUCGCACUGCAGAAACUCUUCAUGUCUCCUGUCCUUGGCUUCCUUCUUACAGAUGUGAUAUACAGAUAUGUGUGAAGAUUUCGAGGGGGAUGCACAGUGGAUGUUGAUCUGACGUCUCCUCCAAGCCACAGUUCUUCUCCUAUAUGGAUCUACCAUGGUGCCAGCUGACUGGGGAGUACUUACAGGAAGCCAUUGUCCUUUGCUCCGCCCCUCGGGAUGUGAUGAAUACGUUGUAUCAGCAUGAAGUUUCUCAGUUGUCAUAAAGGAUCCACUCUCCUCCGGCUGCCGGGACCUUGUUCCGGAUCCAGUGGACAUCACGCCAACACCAGCGACACCCUGGAUGAGCUGGUAUAAUUUAUUCCUGCAACCUCCCAGACCAAGAUAACCUGUUCAGUCAGCUGGAGCCCCCUGCGGACAGCUGUCUCCCUUUUAGCUGAUGGAAAACUGCCACUAGCCAGUGAAUAGAAGGAGGAUGUAGCAGAGCCUGACAAUACACACACAGCAUCAGCAGCACCGGCUCUAUGCUCCUCUAUUGUUCCUUGGUGUUAAAUGGUUUCUCCUGCUCAUCUGGCCUGCACAAUAGCUGGAGAGCUCCCUGCUCCUCACUGCUGACACAAUAAAGGACAACUGAGGGCUAAACACCAUCUCUAGUGGAGCUUUCCCCAUUGUCUUCGAGCUGCAACCACAUAUCCUCCUGUUCCUGAAGGCAAUGGGUCUGCCAGGGAGAUGCUCCUCACCCUUCUCCAGGUCCUGCUGUGGAGUGGUUGGGCUUCUCCUGGUCCUGGUUUUAUGGGAAGCGGAUUCACAGGGCGAACAUGACAGCAAAAGUAUCUACCUGUGGAAGACAGGUCCUUGGGGAAGAUGUAUGGGUGAUGAAUGUGGUGAGGGAGGAGUUCACUCAAGGGUGGUCUGGUGUGCGCACACCGAAGGGUGGACGACUCUCGCCACAAACUGUAAACAGACAGAUAGGCCGGAAAAUCAGCAAAACUGUUUUCGAGUUUGUGACUGGCAUAAAGAACUCUAUGAAUGGCAGCUGGGUAGUUGGAACCAGUGUGCACCAGUUGCCUCAAGGUUAUCAGAGAAACCAACAGAAUGCACAAAAGGCGAGGAAGGAAUUCAGACGCGAGAAGUCGUCUGUCUACAGAAAGCCACUGGGAUGGCGGCAGAUGACAGUAUAUGUGACUACUUCGAAUCCAAACCCCGGCUAGAACAAGGUUGCCUUAUUCCCUGUCCUCAGGAUUGUAUUGCAUCAGAUUAUUCUCCGUGGUCGGAAUGCUCAAAAACAUGUGGCAAUGGAUUAAAGCACAGGACACGCUAUGUGGUGGCCAUGCCACAAUUUGGUGGCUCCGGUUGUCCUAACCUAACCGAAUUUCAGGUUUGUCAAGGUUCUCCUUGUGAAGGAGAAGAAGCAAUGUACAGUCUGAACGUUGGACCUUGGAGUUCCUGCUCGAUACCGAUUUCUAGACAUGUAAGACAAAUCGGGAAGAGGGGUAAAAACAGAGAACGAGCAAAAGAAAGAGAAAAGAUCAUGAAGGACCCAGAAGCUAGAGAACUCAUUAAGAAGAAGAGGAUCCGAAACAGGAAGAAUCGCCAGGAAAACAGAUACUGGGAUAUACAAAUCGGGUAUCAGACACGACUGGUGACCUGCAUGCACAAAAACGGAAAAACUGCUGCUCUAAGCUUUUGUGAGCAGGAGAAGUUGCCGAUCACUUUCCAAGCCUGUGUGGUAGAUAAAGACUGUCAAGUAUUGGAGUGGUCAGAAUGGAGUUCUUGCUCUACGGAUUGUAAUUCAUCUCCUCCUAGCGGCCAUCGGACAAGGAAAAGGACCAUCAAACAGCUGCCCGUUGGGCUAGGGAAGGAAUGUCCAGAGUUGGAGGAGAUGGAAUCAUGUUCUCCACCACCAGAAGGGUUACAGGCAUGCAUCAAGUAUGCCUGGAGAUCCACGGAAUGGACAGAAUGUCGGGUUGAUCCACUGCUUAAUCAGCAGGACAAAAGAAGAGCAAACCAUACGGCGCUGUGUGGUGGAGGAAUUCAGACACGAGAAAUCUAUUGUGUACAAGCGAAUGAGAAUCUACUUUCAUACCUCAAUACAGUAAAAGACAAGGAAGACAGCCAUGCUUAUGGCACAUCGAAGUCCAGCGAGGCACCGCUCUUGUCAAUUACUUUUGAAAUCACAGCAUCAAAGCCAGUGGAUAACAAGCUGUGCACCGACCCGCCAUUAAGUACCAGUCAACUUUGCCAUGUACCAUGUCCGAUAGAGUGCGAAGUGUCCGCAUGGUCUGCAUGGGGACCAUGUACAUUUGAGAAUUGUGAUGACCAGCAGAGUAAAAAAGGUUUCAAGCUUAGGAAACGUUACAUCACGAAUGAGCCCACCGGUGGGACUGGAAACUGCCCUCAUCUAAUAGAAGCCAUUCCAUGCGAGGAACCAUCAUGUUACGACUGGAGAUUGGACAGACUGGAAGAAUGUAUCCCUGACAAUGGAAAUAACUGCGGGAGUGGAACACAAGUUCCUCUCGUCACGUGUAUCAACAGCGAUGGAGAAGAGGUGGACAGACAACAAUGUAGAGAUGCCAUAUAUCCAAUCCCUAUUGCCUGUGACGUUCCGUGUCCCAAUGAUUGUGUCGUGAGCUCUUGGUCUGAAUGGUCGGCCUGUUCUCAUACCUGCUCUGGAAAAACUACGGAAGGACAGCAGACGAGAUCCCGCACAAUCCUCGCUUAUCCCGGUGAUGGAGGCGUUCAGUGCCCAGAAAGUAACGCUCUGCAGGAGAUUCGCAGCUGCAAUGAGCACCCUUGUACGGUCUAUCACUGGCACACCGGCCCCUGGGGCCAGUGCACUGAGGACGUUUCUGUGUCUGUCUUCAACUCAUCCAAUUGGAAUGGCGAGGCCGCGUGUGCUGUUGGGAUGCAAACAAGGAAAGUCAUCUGUGUGAGAGUCAAUAUUGGACAAGUUGGACCUAAAAAAUGUCCGGAGAGUCUUCGACCUGACACGAUGAGGCCUUGCUUGCUGCCGUGCCGUAAAGACUGUAUCGUCACCCCAUAUAGUGACUGGACACCCUGUCCUACCACCUGCCAGGAAGGUGCCAUCACCGUAAAGAAGCAGACUCGCCACCGUGUCAUCAUCCAGUACCCGUCCUAUGGAGGCCGCGACUGUCCUGACACGUUACACGAGGAGAACGAGUGUGAGCCCCCCGCCGCCUGUCACACGUACAGGUGGAAAACUCAUAAGUGGAGAAGAUGCCAGCUGGUUCCUUGGUAUGUCAGACAAGACAGCCCCGGAGCUUACGAGACGUGUGGACCUGGACUGCAAGCAAGAGCUAUUACUUGUCGAAGACAGGACGGAGCACAAUCAGACAUUAUGGAAUGCCUUAAACAUGCUGGACCUUUACCACCUUUAACCCAGCUAUGCCAGAUACCAUGCCAGGAUGACUGCCAAUUUACCAACUGGUCCAAAUUUACACCAUGUCAUGGAGACUGUGGAGCAGUCAGGACUAGAAAGCGAUCUCUUCUUGGGAAGAGUAAGAAAAAAGACAAAUGCAAGAAUCCCCAGCUGUACCCAUUGAUAGAGACACAGUUCUGUCCAUGUGAUAAAUACAACGCUCAACCUGUGGGCAACUGGUCAGACUGUAUUCUUCCAGAAGGUAAAGUUGAGGUUCUUCUUGGGAUGAAAGUUCAAGGAGACAUCAAGGAAUGUGGUCAAGGAUAUCGUUAUCAAGCCAUGGCAUGCUAUGACCAGAACAACCGGCUGGUGCAAACCUCAAGGUGUAACAGCCAUGGUUACAUAGAAGAAGCGUGCAUUAUCCCCUGCCCCUCUGACUGUAAGCUCAGCGAAUGGUCCAACUGGUCACGAUGCAGCAAAUCAUGCGGAAGUGGAGUCAAGGUUCGAUCCAAGUGGCUACGAGAGAAACCUUAUAAUGGAGGGAGGCCCUGUCCAAAGCUGGACCAUACCAAUCAGGCUCAGGUGUAUGAAGUGGUCCCGUGUCACAGUGACUGCAACCAGUACGUGUGGAUCACAGAGCCGUGGAGCGUGUGUAAGGUCACCAGCAUUGACCUCAAGCAGAACUGCGGGGAAGGGGUCCAGACCAAGAGAGUCCGAUGCAUGCAGAACACAGUGGACGGUCCCGCAGAUGUCGUAGAGGAUUAUCUCUGCGAGCCGGAAGAGAUGCCUCUAGGAGCCAGGAAUUGCAAGUUGCCUUGUCCUGAGGACUGCGUCAUGUCGGAGUGGAGUGAAUGGAGCAAGUGUCCUUUGCCUUGUGAUGGAACCAGCUUUCGCGAGCGGUCAGCCGUGCCCAUUCGACAGGCAGCGGAAGGCAAAGUCUGCCAUAUUGCCGCCGAAACCGAACCUUGUGUCUUGAACAACAACUGCUUCCAUUAUGAAUACAAUGUAACAGAUUGGAGCACAUGUCAGCUAAGUGACAAAGCUGUGUGUGGGAAUGGGAUCAAAACCAGGAUGCUGGACUGUGUCCGUAGUGAUGCCAAAUCAGUGGCCUUGAAGUUCUGUGAAGAGCUCGGUUUGGAGAAGACCUGGCAGAUGAACACGUCCUGCGUUGUCGAAUGCCCUGUAAAUUGUCAACUCUCGGACUGGUCUCUAUGGUCGAAGUGCUCAGCAGAUUGUGGACUCUCAGGGAAGAUGACCAGGAGGAGGACAGUGAUCCAGCCUUUCCAAGGAGAUGGAAGACCUUGUCCUUUCCAGAUGGAGCAAUCCAAGCCAUGCCCAGUCAAGCCGUGCUACAAGUGGCAGUAUGGCCGCUGGUCCCAGUGCAGGGUGGAGGAUGCUCAAUGCGGUGAAGGCACCAGAUUCAGGAACAUCUCUUGUGUAGUUCACAAUGGAUCCUGGGAAGAUGCCGGAAAAUUGGUCGAUGAGGAGUUUUGUGGAGAAAUCGAACUGAUGGUGGAUGGAGAUGAGAACAUUAUACUGGAGGAGUCCUGCACCGUGCCGUGUCCAGGUGACUGCUACUUAAAUGAAUGGUCUGAAUGGAGUUCAUGCCACUUGACUUGUGUCAGUAGGCAGGAUCUUGGGUUUGGAGGGGUUAAAGUGCGAUCCAGAGCAGUAAUAAUUCAAGAGCUGGAAAACCAACACUUGUGCCCAGAACAAGCCUACGAGUCCAAAUCGUGUCACGAUGGACAGUGCUUUGAAUACAACUGGUUAACAGGUCCAUGGAAAAGUUCUUCCCGGGCAGUUUGGUGUCAGCGAUCUGAUGGCUUUAAUGUGACAGGGGGCUGUUAUGAAGUACUGAGACCCGAGAGAGAGAGGGUGUGCAAUCCACCGUGUACCCAGCAGCACUCGUAUUGUACCGAGACUAGGUCAUGUGGCUGUGAAGACGGCUACACAGAAGUCACCUCCUCCGAUGGGACGCUUGACCAGUGCACUCUGAUUCCUGUAGUGAUCUUACCCACUAGUGGGGACAAGAAAGGAGAUGUUAAAACAAGCAGAGCCAUUAACCCAACCCAACCCUCCAGCAGUCAGUCAGGCUAUGGGGGCAGGACAUGGUUUUUGCAGCCAUUCGGGUCAGACGGAAAGCUGAAGACCUGGGUGUACGGGGUCGCUGCAGGUGCCUUUGUAUUGCUCUUAUUUGUGGUUUCUAUGAUCUAUCUGGCUUGUAAGAAGCCAAAGAAACCCCCGAGAAGACAAAACAACCGCCUGAAGCCAUUGACGUUGGCUUAUGAUGGGGACGCCGACAUGUAAAAGAGACGAGCAGUCUUGAACAUAUAUACAUUCCUUCUUGGAAAGUGACAAGAAAAUAAUGUCGUGAGGAUGGCGGCAGCUUAAGCACAGUCUGGAGAGAUGCAAUGUUUUUGAACCCCAAAAACAUUUAUUUUGCGGGAAACCGUCUUCUCAUAAAUGUACAUACUACUUGGUCUGUUGCAAGACUUUACCCCAUGUAACCAAUACGCAUGAACCUAUGCCAUACACUGAGAUCUCAACAACAUGGACAUCAAAUAACUUUAUUGGUGUCUCCGUUUUGGGGUUCGAUGUAAAUAUCUCUAUGACAACAAAGAUUGAUCUUCGAGACUGAUCUUCAAGAUUGAUUUUCGAGACUGACCUUUGAGGUUGAUCUUCCAGACUGAUAUUUGAGACUGAUCAUCAAGUCUGAUCGUCAAGAUUGAUCUUCAAGACUGAUCUUAAAGACUAAUCUUUGAGUCUGAUAUUUGAGAUUGGUCUUUAAAACUUAUCUUUAAGACUAAUCAUCGAGUCUGAUCUUCGAGAUUGAUCUUAGAGACAGAUCAUCAAGUCUGAUCUUUGAGAUUUAUCUUUGAGACUGACCAUCAAGUAUCAUCUUUGAGAUUCAUCUUUGAGACUGACCAUCAAGUCUGAUCUUCGUGAUUGAUCUUUGAGACUUAUCUUCAAGACUGAUCAUCGAGUCUGAUCUUCGAGAUUGAUCUUCGAGACUGAUCAUUGAGUCUUAUCUUCAAGGUUGAUAUUUGAGACUGACCAUCAAGUCUGAUCUUCUAGAUUGAUCUUUGAGACUGAUCUUCGAGACUGAUCUUAGAGAAAACACUUGAGCAGUUUACAAACCAGUCUGAACUUUAGGAAAAGUAUGGGACCACAGGACCAACCAAAUCUCACUUUUUUUGUGCCAGAACAUCAUGAAACACGUCAGCAAGAUGCAGUAUUUUUUUGUAGCUACCCUCUGAAAGUAGACGCUUGUAAAUUACACCAUGUUUCUACUUUCUCUAACUCUCCUACUCUUGCCUACAUCUCGUUUUGCUGUAUGCAAGGCGGGACUUGCACUAUAUUAGUGCAGCAUGUUAUGCACUUAUCUAGAAUUGCCAUAGAAAAUGCCUCUUUUCAUAAGGUGUCUUGUGCUAGACACACCAUUUGACAAUUGUAAAAGGAAAAACAAAAAUGGAAAACCUUGAAUGAGAGUAGAGUUUUGUGAUGGGAUCUACAAUCUGUACAUAAAUCAGCUCUUUUUCUAGUUAGAUGAAGUUGUGUCCCUUGUUUGUCAACAACCCUCCAUGUCUAGAUUUAAGACGAACCCUAUAAGUUAUUUCAGUCACAAAUUCUUGCAGCUUUUCCAUAAAUUCAUUAAAGCCCAUAGGAAGCCCCCUUUCUUUGUUGUUUUUUUAAGAAAAUAAAAAAUUCAAAAAAUAGUCCUAUUAAUUUUAAAUUGAAAAAUAAAAAUGUAUUAUGACACUUAAAGGGAUUAUCCCAAAAUAGUAAAAAGUAAGCAUCAGAUCGCAGAGGGUCCAACCCUCUAACCCCAGUGAUAUCAGAGGGAAGGAGACCUGAGUAUUUUCUCUGAAUGGAAUCCUAGUGCACAUGUCAGUCCACUGCUCCAUUCACUUCUAUGGGACUGACGGAGCUCUAUCUGUGUCAGUCCCAUAGAAGUGAAUGAAGAGGUGGACUUACGCACUAGCAUUACAUUCAAAGAGAGGACUCAGGACACCUUGUUCUCAGGAUUGCUGGAGGUUCCAGUGGUCAGACCUCCCCCCCCCCAUGAUCCAAUGGGGUUCUUUGUUUUGAACAUUCCCUACUUGCUAGAAAGGUCCCUUAAAGAGGACCUGUGACGUCUCCUGAAACGUCAGGUUUAUUAACUACCUGCAUUCCCCAUGAGAUAACAAUUUUGGAACAUAUUUUCUUACAACAGCAUGCUGUGUGGUUCCUCUAAUAUUCCUACUAUAAAUUAAUCAGUAAAUUGCCAACGAGGGUGUUACCAUUUCCCCAUUUGUCAAAGUGGUGUGUUCCUGGACAGCCAGCCAUUGCCAUUACUGAUUGGACAACGUGAGACCGUGCAGAGACACACCUCCAACUGGUAACACCCAUAAACUUCUAGUAAGAGCAAUAGAGGAAUGCUCCAGAAUUGUCAUUUUAUGUGGGAUACAAAUACAUAGUAAAAAAAGGCUUGUCACGAGAGGUGUCAGGUCCUCUUUAAACAAUAAGCUGAUCACAAAUUGUCCUCCUGCUGGAACCCCAGUGAUCUGGUGUAAUCUGUGAGGAAACAUGGCUGUACGUUUUCAAUUUCCCUGCGGCGCCACCAUAGGUGAAAUUAAAUAUUACACAGUGUCCAUUCAUAUCAGUGGGUUGUGUGUGUGUAAUGCAGGACAGGUCCUCCAGAGACACUCUUUAUAACCACUUGAUGAAGAUAUGAGGAUCCGGAACAUCGAUUUCUGGUUUAAUUUAGUUUUUAUUUAUACUUUUUCGUAAUAAUUGUCCUUUUACAAGUUACAUUCUUUUAAUUUAUUUAAUGUAAUAAUGAUAUAAUUAUUUAAUUCAAUGCUUAUUUAAUUAGGUAUGUAAGAAAUGUAUUUACACUUAUAAGUGUAAGGUCAUAUUAGAUGAAAAUAUAGAAAAGUCUAAUACAACUCAUUUAAUAAAAAUUGCCGUAAAUCAAGACACCACCAGUUGAACAGAUGAACAUUAUCUGUGUAUCUACCCAUAUAAAUCCUAAAAAAAAGUGACGUAAAUGAAUAUCUUUCGCCUCCUCUACUGACUGCCGAUCUGUAAGAACUUAGAGUUUACAUUAUUUUUUUUUUUUUUACCGUUUUGCUGAAUUUUACAUCUAUUGUAAAGUAUAAAAAGUACAGUAAGUCAGUCACAUAUUAUGGCUUACUGAACAAUACAUAUGUAUGCUUUUUAACUCUUUACUGCCUGAACCCUUAGCAUUUUAAGGGGUA
Messenger RNA from Bufo bufo (common toad), 8642 nucleotides. RefSeq names its product thrombospondin type 1 domain containing 7A (gene THSD7A). Bases 736 to 5709 code for a protein of 1657 amino acids. The transcript is spliced from 32 exons. NCBI's taxonomy places the organism in Eukaryota, Metazoa, Chordata, Amphibia, Anura, Bufonidae. The record is from RefSeq and is a predicted model, not a curated record.